AUGGUAGGGGAUCCAGCUCGGUCGCUGAUGAGCCAGAUGUGCCAAGUCGCGACAGUAGCAGAAUUCCGAACCUCUCGGACAGUGCGGCGACUAACCAAGGCAGCAAGGUUUCGAGGCCGGCGUGGACCUGUUGAUCGACGUGCGUUUUUGUCGCGUCCUAGGCAUCUAGACGACCCUCGUAGUAAGCGAGUCGUGGCGCUGCCAAGAAGCUGUGACGAGACGACUCUGCACGGAUAUCAACAGCGACGAGCUCUCCAAACGCAGUUAUCAGCACUGAACAAAACUCCGGGAGUGGCAGCUCUGUGCGAGCUAUCGGGAGCAACAGCAGCAGGAUAA
Molecule: messenger RNA, 336 nt
Organism: Phytophthora nicotianae INRA-310
Lineage: Eukaryota; Oomycota; Peronosporomycetes; Peronosporales; Peronosporaceae
Exons: 1
Coding region: 1-336 (111 amino acids)
Source: RefSeq, a predicted model, not a curated record